Messenger RNA from Sphaerulina musiva SO2202, 1728 nucleotides. RefSeq lists its product as uncharacterized. The record is from RefSeq and is a predicted model, not a curated record. NCBI's taxonomy places the organism in Eukaryota, Fungi, Ascomycota, Dothideomycetes, Mycosphaerellales, Mycosphaerellaceae. The transcript has 4 exons. The coding region runs from base 351 to 1352 and encodes 333 amino acids.
CCUCUCAUCCUCAUCGUCGCUUCGUUCGCAUCGUUCAUCACUUUGUCCAUUAUUGCCCAUUGAUCGUUUGUCGCUCGUUUGUGCAGCCACCAAUCUCGCCCUCACCAGCGCACAUACCACUCUCGUCCCAUACCACACCCCGCCCACACCUUAUCGUGCUGCCGCCGACUCGUCUGCUCCACUCUUGGGUCCCCACCAGCCACAGCCACACACAGACACACACACAACCCACGCACCCACGCGCUCAAUCUACUGUACAGUAGUAGUACUGUCGCAGUAGUAGCAACAUCUUCUCAACGACCGCCGAGAUCGCCCUCGCAACUCCCGCCGCCGUCGUCGUUGCCGCCGUUAUGGAGCAGGCCCCAGCUCCGCAGACACCGUCGGCGCGUUCGCGUGGCUUCUCGUUUCGUAGCGACCGGAGUGCAGGCUCGCGGCAGAAAGAGGAGAUCACUGAGAGUCCCAGGGACAAGGAGAGGCAGUCUCAGAUCUGGAAAUCUACUAGCAAGGCCAAUCCCAACGCUGCCCUUAGAGACUUGGAGCCUGCAGUCAAUGCGAUCUUGGAGGAGAGCACUCUAUCGUCCCUCCGCACCCAGCAACACCGGGACGUCAAUGGCAAUCUCAUCACUGAUCCGGACUUGUCCAACCCGACACGACCGCGAAUGGAACGACCCUUAGACACCAUCCGAUCGUUCGAGGCAGCAAUUGAUUCGGGAUACAAGAGGCGCUCGACCUACGGGCGCUCCGAAUCCUACAACGAGCCGGGAAGUUUCGCUCAGUCGAGGAGGAACAGCGCAUAUGGCUACAGCGCUCCUCCUCAAAAUCGAUAUUUAAAUUCCAACGCGGGAGGAUACUAUGGCGGACGAGGCGCAGACGGGUACGGGCCAGGUCCGGGUAGGCCUUCGUUUGGCGCGCCUCGCAUGCAGUCAGAGCCGUACAUGCAACGGCCAUAUCCCCCACACCAUGGCUAUCAUCAGUCACAGGAUACAAUGGCAACCGGAGUGACGAAUGGUUCAGACAGUACGGGACCAUGGGCGAACAGUACAGACCCCAGCAGCGAGAAUAGCUCAAUCGACAAGAAUUACCCGUCCAACGGCUUUGGUCAGAACGGCCAUCCACCGAACGGGCAUGGCCCCGGAUCAUCAGGACCGAUACCCGAGGACGGCGCGUAUCCGAUGAAGCACGGAGGUGCUGUACAGCCACCAGCGGGCGCACGUCGACCCAUUCCUCUCGGCAACUCGGGCAGCUCCAGCCAAAUUCCUACUACAGGAUCCUUGCCCACGCAAAAGAGAUCCGAGCCCGAAAAACGCAAAGGCCGGCUGUCUCGCAUGUUCAGCAAGAAAGGCAGAGACUAGAAAGGAAGGGGGGCGCGCGCGACAGGUUGUGCACGAAAGAGAAUCUGGGCCAGUUUCCUUGGGAGUCUCGAAUAACACGCUUCGUUGCACAUAAUUUGUAAUGAAUAAUGCAGUCAUGGGGGAAUGAAGUUGAGCUCUUGUUCUUUUGACCCGUCUGGGUCCUUUUCCAGGGUGGUGUUUGUGGAGCAUAUCUCGGUCAGGGCUUGCUUGGGAAGAACAAGAAAAGAAGAUAGAUCCGCUGCUUGGCUACGAACACUGACGACGUUGAGCAUGGGUUGGGGUGGUCAGGUAUCUUGGAACCACUCUCGUCCCCACGUCAGAAUAGAACAGAUGCUGGGCGGGGGGAAGAGCUCAAAAUGAUUGACACACUUCCCAC